UGACACUUUUCCAAUAUAAACUUUAUCACUAAAGCAACAUUCACUACAAUAUAAUCUAGUAUGAGCAAGAGAGUCAAUUUGCCAUACACCACCCAAGACUUAUUUCCACAAUCAGUGGCGACACCUUCGACCCUGAGGUUUGGGUUUGGCGGCGGCGGUGGCAGCACCACCGCUGGUUCCAUAGUCUCUGGAACCGGAACAUCUUCAAUAUUUACACCACGUAUGAACUAUACGCCCACACUAGGCAUCUCAUCACAUACUUCAGGUUUAAGCAGCCACUUCAAGAAUAUAAAAGUCAUGACUAAGCGAUUGUUCAAGCCGGCAACCUUAGACUUCGAGACGGCCAUAUGGGAGAUUUUCCACCUUAUCAUAAACCCACGAAAGAUGUACCGGUCCCACUACUUUUACAAACAACAACAGGGUAACAAGUCAUCCUAUACCAGGGAUGACCCAUCUUUUUUGAUUUUACUAACGGGGUUCUUGUCGAUCAGUGCCGUGGCCUGGGGGUUAGCGUAUUCGCCUUCGGUAGUGGAUAUCUUCAAGUUGAUAGUCUAUAUGGUGUUUAUCGACUUUUACUUGACGGGUAUCAUCAUUGCUACAGUCACAUGGGUUGUCACCAAUAGGUUGUUUAAUACCGGGUCACUCGGUAUGAGUCAAUACAAUGUCAACUAUAUCGAAUGGGGGUUCUGUUUUGAUAUUCAUUGUAAUUCAUUCUUAAUAAUUUGGUGUUUGCUAUAUGUGGUUCAAUUUAUAUUAUUGCCAAUUAUCAGAAUCAAGCAGUCUAUCAUUGCCUUGAUUUUGGGUAACUCUUUAUACUUCGGGAGUAUCGGGUACUACUUCAUUGUCACAUUCUACGGAUUCAAUUCAUUACCAUUCAUUUCCAACCUCAGCAUGACCAAGAACUCCGUGGCUGGCCUUGGUGUUACUUCCUCACCGGCCAAAUUGCUCCAAUUGAUUGUGAUUGCCGGGAUAUUACCCUUAUUGGCAAUUGGAUGGUUAAUAACCAUCGUCUUCCGCUUCAAUGUUGCCGACAUCAUGGUAGAUACAUACUUUAAUUAGAUUACGUUUUCUCGU
Messenger RNA from Spathaspora passalidarum NRRL Y-27907, 1074 nucleotides. RefSeq lists its product as uncharacterized. Bases 61 to 1059 code for a protein of 332 amino acids. Lineage: Eukaryota; Fungi; Ascomycota; Pichiomycetes; Serinales; Debaryomycetaceae. Gene Ontology annotation, cellular component: Golgi membrane. The record is from RefSeq and is a predicted model, not a curated record. The transcript has a single exon.